CUCUCUCGCAACCUAUCACUCUUUCUUUCUUCCUCUUCCCCCCACACACUAUUUUUUCAAAUCUAGGGUUUCCUCUGCGUCUAGGGUUUCUUCCUUCUGCAACCAUCAAUGGCGGCAAUCGCAGCUCCCCAGCACCGAUCCUCGAAGACGGAGUCCUACGUUGACAACAAGCGCAAGGAGGACAUCCGCCACGCCAACAUCGUGGUCGCACGCUCCGUUGCCAGCGCAGUUCGCACCAGUCUGGGCCCCAAGGGCAUGGACAAGAUGAUCUCCACCUCCUCCGACGAGGUCAUCAUCACCAAUGACGGCGCCACCAUCCUCAACAAGAUGCUGGUCCUCCAGCCCGCCGCCAAGAUGCUCGUUGAACUCUCCAAGUCCCAGGACUCCGCCGCCGGCGAUGGCACCACCACCGUCGUCGUCAUUGCCGGCGCCCUCCUCGAGCAGUGCAUCCUCCUCCUCUCCCACGGCAUCCACCCCACCGUCGUCUCCGACGCCCUCCACAAGGCUGCCGUGAAGGCCGUCGACGUUCUCACCGCCAUGGCCGUCCCCAUCGAGCUCUCUGACCGCGACUCCCUCGUGAAGUCUGCUAGCACAUCCCUCAACAGCAAGGUCGUCAGCCAGUACUCCACGCUCCUGGCUCCCCUAGCUGUCGACGCCGUUCUCUCCGUCGUCGAUGGCACCAAGCCCGACAUGGUCGACCUCCGAGAUGUGAAGAUCGUGAAGAAGCUCGGCGGCACCGUCGACGACACCGAGCUCGUGAAAGGUCUCGUCUUUGACAAGAAGGUCAGCCACGCCGCCGGGGGACCCACCCGAAUGGAGAACGCCAAGAUCGCAGUUAUCCAAUUCCAUAUUUCGCCUCCCAAAACCGACAUCGAACAGAGCAUUGUGGUGAGUGAUUACUCUCAGAUGGAUAGGAUUCUAAAGGAAGAGCGUAGUUAUAUUCUCGGCAUGAUUAAGAAGAUCAAGACCACGGGUUGUAACGUGUUGUUGAUUCAGAAGAGUAUUCUGAGGGACGCCAUUACUGAUUUGUCCUUGCAUUACCUUGCCAAAGCUAAGAUUUUGGUCAUUAAGGAUGUGGAGAGGGAUGAGAUUGAGUUCAUUACCAAGACACUGAAUUGUUUGCCCAUUGCUAACAUUGAGCAUUUUCGCACUGAGAAGUUGGGUUACGCUGAUCUUGUGGAAGAGGUUUCUCUUGGGGAUGGGAAGAUUGUGAAGAUUACUGGGAUUAAGGAGAUGGGGAAGACCAGCACUGUGCUUGUACGUGGGUCUAAUCAGCUUCUUCUCGAUGAGGCCGAGCGAAGUUUGCACGAUGCUUUGUGUGUUGUUAGGUGUUUGGUUGCCAAGAGGUUUCUCAUUGCCGGCGGUGGUGCGCCUGAGAUUGAGCUCUCCAGGAAGCUGGGUGCCUGGGCUAAGGUGUUGCAUGGGAUGGAGGGUUACUGUGUGAGGGCAUUUGCUGAGGCGCUUCAAGUUAUUCCCUAUACUCUGGCUGAGAAUGCUGGUUUGAACCCCAUUGCCAUUGUUACCGAGCUGAGGAAUCGUCAUGCACAGGGUGAGAUAAAUGCUGGAAUAAAUGUGAGGAAGGGUCAGAUUACCAACAUCUUGGAGGAGAAUGUGGUAGAGUUGAUUCAACAAUGUGGAAUUUAGAGAGAAACUGAAUCACCCAUUAUCUUUUAUUUUAUUUUUUUGUAUUUCGUUCUUUAAUUUUAUGAUGGUAGUUUAUGUUCUUUCUGGCUACUUUGGUUAAGUUCUUUUGACUUUGGCUGCUGCUUUUGUUUACAAUUUUGAAUGUCCUCAUGGAUUGUGAUGCUUGCUCAAGUCAUCGGAUUCAGAAGUGUUGGGGGUUUAUCAAUAGUUGAUGAUUUUUAUGAGCACCACUGCUAUUGAUUGUGUUCA
Glycine soja is the source of this 1893-nucleotide messenger RNA. RefSeq names its product T-complex protein 1 subunit delta-like. The coding region runs from base 109 to 1644 and encodes 511 amino acids. Gene Ontology annotation, biological process: protein folding. Gene Ontology annotation, cellular component: chaperonin-containing T-complex. The record is from RefSeq and is a predicted model, not a curated record. Lineage: Eukaryota; Viridiplantae; Streptophyta; Magnoliopsida; Fabales; Fabaceae. The transcript has a single exon. Gene Ontology annotation, molecular function: ATP hydrolysis activity; ATP-dependent protein folding chaperone; ATP binding.